AUGAGCUCGCUAUCUCCAAAUCAGAUCCAGAAACUCGCUGCCGAGCUGAAAGCGCUCAACGAGGCCUUCGACAAAAGCAAACCCAAAAAGAGUUGGGACUGGGACAAAGCGGCGCUUGUGAAGAUCUGGGAGAAAGCCAACCCAAUCCGCCAACACCGCUGGGAGGAGGACCUCUCCCCAAAGAUCAACUGGCUGGGCAAGGAGCUCAACAAGGAGGAGCACUUCUACGAACUCUCGGGCCGUCCGAAAGGCGUAUACGGACGGUUCUCGAAGAAUGCAAUCUGGAAGGGUUUCUGGCUCCAGGAGCAGGGCAAGAGCUGGUUCCACCAACAGGGGUUUACUGCGUACAGGAUCCCCUUCGCAUAUACGGAUACUUGGGAUAAGCAGGUUCUGGAGCUGGGUAUCCUUAUACCCCACAAUCUCGAUCGGACGAGGCGAAUUGGCUCGCACGUAAAGUUCCACGGUGGAGGUUGCACGACCGGCGACUGCCUCUUCGAGCCCUGGUUCGCCGAGCACAUCCUGCGGCACGCGCGCGCCAACAACAUCAUCCUCCUCUGCCCUAACUACCGCCUCAUGCCCGAAGCCAACGGCGCCGCCAUCCUGCAAGACAUCGACCAGUUCUGGGACUUCUACCUGAACUGCCCCUAUCUGACGGAAUUCUUCCAGGAAGUUGGGAAGGUUGAACUGGACAGAGAGCAGUCGCUCAUCUCGGGUGAGAGCGCGGGCGUGUAUUGCGCGGUGGCGUCCUGGCUCAGGCAUAGUGACAAGCUCUCGAUUCUCGCGCUGUACCUCCAGUACGGCAUGCUUGCCUACUAUGAGCGGGUCUUCCCGUGCGACGCCCCGGGGUUCGACGAGGAAAGUUAUCGUGCGAGUCAGGUGGGCGAAGUGUUGAAAUUGGCUCCCGACGAACUGGUCUACAUGGGUCAUCCAGUUAAGAAAGAAGAGGUCAACAAGCGAGCGAAGGAACUCAUGGACGCAGUCCAAAAACUUGAAGCCGUCGGACAGCUCCCGACUUGCACAGGACGCGCUCCCCCCAAUGGGAUGCUUGCCGCGUUCACCACGUCGACGUCUCCGCCUGCCUGGCGAGAGUGCCUCCAACGCGGCGGCACACAGACGCCAGAUAUCAUCAACAUGCUGAAGGAGAAAAAGGACCCGCCGAAGAACUUUCCGCCCAUGUUCCUCUACCACGGCCACGACGACCCCAACUGCCCGAUUGAGAAGAACAGCCAAGCACUCGUCGACCUGUGCUGCGAGCUGUUCCCGAAGCACUAUAUCAAGAACGCGAAGGAUCCCAAGAUCGUGCUGAAGACAGUUACGGAGAUCAGGGCCAAGGAUAAAGACGGGAAGCCGGAGUUGAAGAAGAAGGUGGGACACGGAUUCGAUUAUCCCCUGCAUGAGGACUGGAACCCGUUUAUCGCGGAGGGAAUCAAGUUCAUUAACUCCCAUUGGCAAGCUGCCCAGUCGGCUGGAUCUUAA
Molecule: messenger RNA, 1476 nt
Organism: Trematosphaeria pertusa
Lineage: Eukaryota; Fungi; Ascomycota; Dothideomycetes; Pleosporales; Trematosphaeriaceae
Exons: 2
Coding region: 1-1476 (491 amino acids)
Molecular function (GO): hydrolase activity
Source: RefSeq, a predicted model, not a curated record